Messenger RNA from Bufo bufo (common toad), 2812 nucleotides. RefSeq names its product solute carrier family 9 member A3 (gene SLC9A3). The record is from RefSeq and is a predicted model, not a curated record. The transcript has 16 exons. Gene Ontology annotation, biological process: proton transmembrane transport; sodium ion transport; regulation of pH. Gene Ontology annotation, molecular function: sodium:proton antiporter activity. Gene Ontology annotation, cellular component: brush border membrane; apical plasma membrane. The coding region runs from base 187 to 2694 and encodes 835 amino acids. NCBI's taxonomy places the organism in Eukaryota, Metazoa, Chordata, Amphibia, Anura, Bufonidae.
AGCUACCUGAGAAGCAAUACCCAAGACCAGCACAACUGAUAAAAGACGAUUCAUUGCACGGCCUAGACUCCUGUGCUAAAUGGCUAGGUGAAGGACUAAUAUUAAUCCAGAACGAGUCUCACAGUCCUACUAAGGUAGCCAUUGGUAACCAAGUAUAUCUCAAGUGAGAUCUUCUUGCUCCAUUCAAUGGCUAGAACCAUGAAGAAUAUUGCUGUUUCUUUGGCUAUAUGUUUAGCUUAUCCAUUGAUCAGUGCAGCGCUACAGGACAAAGACCACAAAAGUGGAAGAUCCUCUGAUGGUGGUGGCGGUGGACACACUCCAGAAGUACCUACUAGUCUCCAGAUUGUCACAUUUAAAUGGCAUCAUGUUCAAGAGCCUUACAUUAUCGCUUUAUGGAUUCUUGUGGCAAGUCUAGCUAAAAUCGUAUUCCACAUAUCCCACAAAGUGACCACUGUGGUGCCAGAGAGCUGUCUUCUGAUUGUACUUGGUCUGCUGCUGGGUGGUAUAGUAUGGGCUGCAGAUCACAUUGCUUCCUUCACCUUAACACCAACAGUGUUCUUCUUUUACUUAUUGCCACCCAUUGUAUUGGACGCUGGGUACUUCAUGCCAAAUAGGCUGUUCUUUGGAAAUCUGGGUACCAUUCUUCUGUAUGCAGUUAUUGGAACAGUGUGGAAUGCUGCCACAACAGGUCUUUCACUGUAUGGAGUUUACCUAACUGGAAUAAUGGGGGAUCUACAGAUUGGUGUCUUGGAGUUUCUUCUUUUUGGAAGCCUCAUUGCUGCUGUUGACCCAGUUGCAGUUCUUGCUGUCUUUGAAGAAGUCCAUGUCAAUGAUGUCUUAUUUAUCAUUGUUUUUGGUGAAUCUCUCCUGAAUGAUGCAGUUACAGUGGUACUGUAUAAUGUGUUUGAUUCUUUUGUUGCCAUUGGUGGUGAAAAUGUGAAUGGUGUGGAAUGUGUCAAAGGUGUUGUGUCUUUUUUUGUGGUGAGCAUUGGAGGAACUUUGGUUGGCAUUGUUUUUGCAUUCCUUCUUAGUUUGGUUACUCGAUUUACCAAGCAUGUGAGGAUAAUUGAACCUGGAUUUGUUUUUGUUAUUUCAUAUCUGUCCUACCUUACCUCAGAGAUGCUUUCUUUAUCUGCAAUUUUGGCCAUCACGUUUUGUGGAAUUUUCUGCCAGAAAUAUGUAAAGGCAAAUAUUUCAGAGCAAUCUGCAACUACAGUGAGAUAUACAAUGAAAAUGUUGGCAAGUGGGGCUGAAACUAUUGUCUUCAUGUUUUUGGGAAUUUCAGCUGUGGAUCCAAACAUCUGGGUGUGGAAUACUGCCUUCAUACUUUUGACCCUGCUUUUUAUCUCUGUUUACAGGAUUAUUGGUGUGGUUGUUCAAACAUGGAUUCUAAACCGCUACAGAAUGGUACAGCUUGAAAUAAUAGAUCAAGUGGUGAUGUCUUAUGGCGGUUUGAGAGGUGCUGUUGCCUUUGCUCUUGUUGCUCUACUAGAUGGUGAAAGAGUAAAAGCCAAGAACUUGUUUGUCAGUACAACUAUAAUUGUUGUAUAUUUUACAGUCAUAUUUCAGGGAUUAACCAUUAAGCCAUUGGUACGGUGGUUGAAAGUGAAGAGGAGUGAACAUCAUGAACGAAAACUAAAUGAAAAACUGCACGGAAGGGCAUUUGAUCACAUUUGCUCAGCUAUUGAAGAUAUCUCUGGGCAAAUUGGACACAAUUACAUGAGAGAUAAGAUUACAAAUUUUGAUGUAAAAUUUCUCAGCAAAAUAUUUAUGAGAAAAUCAGCCCAAAUAAAACGAGAUCGAAUUCUUAAUGUUUUCCAUGAGCUGAAUAUGAAGGAUGCUAUAAGUUAUGUUGCAGAGGGAGAACGAAGAGGAUCACUGGCUUUCAUUCGCUCACCAAGCAUGGAAAACAUGGCUAAUGUAGAUUUUAGUAGCCCACAUCCAUCUGUUUCUGAACCAUCUGUUUCCUACUUCUUAAGAGAAAAUGUUAGUGCAGUUUGCCUAGACAUGCAGGCUCUGGAGCAGCGGCGGAAAAGUGUAAGAGAUUUAGAAGAUAUAUUAAGUCACCAUACUUUGCAGCAAUAUCUGUAUAAACCAAGGCGACAGCAAAAACACCUAUAUAGUCGUCAUGAAGUUACAAUAGAUGAAAAUGAGAUGGAAACAAAGGAGAUAUUUCAGAGAACAAUGAAGAAGCGCCUUGAGUCCUUUAAAUCAACUAAAUUUGGUCGCAAACAAACAAAGCAUAUAAACAAGAAUUACAAAAGAGACAGAGGACAAAGAAGAAGCAGCAGCAUAGCAAUGCUACAGAAUGGAGGUGUUCCUUAUGAAAACAAACUACAUGAAAUGGAUCUUGGUCUGGAAGACACAAUGGAAUAUGAUGCCCAGCUUGAUGGCAGUAUAACUUUUUUAACAAAUAUAACAGAAAGCAAAGGAGAUCCAGCAUUUGGAAUUGAUAAUCCUGUAUUUUCAACUGAUGAUGAGCAAAAUAUGUCAAUGAAGUUUACACCAUGGCUGUACAAUGAGGAUGUUGUAGUUCCAUCCCAAAGGGCACGAAUACAGAUACCUUGUUCUCCAAGCAACUUUAGGAGGCUGACUCCUUUACGUAUAAGCAAUAGAUCAGUUGAUUCCUUUUUUAUAAAUGAUGGAACAGAGGAACAGCCAAGAUCUUUUCUACCAGAGACAACAAACAUGUAAUGAGACAUGUGGUACCUUUUAUUAUAUAGAACAUAUACAAUAGCCUAUCAUACCAGUAUAUUUACUUAUAUGUUUUUUCUAUUAUUAAAAUAUAUAUGCAAGACAUUGAUAAAUUACU